UCCGGCACCCCAGCCUUGCGUUUGGCAGCAGCUAGAGGAAGCAGCCGUGGGGCAAGGAAACAUUUCGGUGUGAGCUGGCUGCUGAGUCACUGGACAAACCUACUCCUGCUUCGUGCUGCCCCUCCAGCCAGGGGGACAUGGCCAGCAGAGCUGCUCCCCGGGACGUGCUGCGGCCCCGCGGAGGCACAGACAGGUUGUUCACCAUGAAUGUGGCUGUUCUGCUCCUGCUGGGGCUGGGGCUGUUGGAGGCAGAGGGCAGGUGUUUCUUCAACCGCACGCAGGAGCACUGUGUGUGCUACAACCUGUCCCAGGAAAGCGUCGGCAGCAUCAUCCAGUGCCUAGCAGCCACUGUCCUGGAGUUUCGGGGGGGAGAGCUGCAGAGAUAUGUGGCCCUCCCCAUCAGCGACCUCGACCCCCCCACUAUUGACAUGCUGGGCUCUCUUGUCAUCAGGAAAAUCAUUUUUGGUGAUCUUCUGGUGCCUGAGAUACUCCUGGCCCGAGUCCUGAGGUUCUUCUCCUACACCCAGGUGCAGGAGCUGGUAUUUGACAGCUGCACUUUUGAGGGGAGAGGCAACUGGGACGAAAUGGCCGGCCAGAACUUGCCCAUCUUGUCCCUGCACUUCCACAAUGUGACAUCUGCCCCGCUGACGGGCCGUGAGGAGGAUUUGUCCGGCCUGAGCAGCUGGCUGGAGACGCUGCAGGAGCUGGCUGUCACUGGCUCCCACCUCACCAGCCUGCCCUGCGGCAUUGGAAGGACGUUCAGAGCUCUGCGCUCCCUGGACGUGGCACAAAACAGCCUUGGGGAUGAGGGUUUGAUGCCCACCUUCUGCAAGGGGGCUUUCCCCCAGCUGCAGGUACUGAGCCUGCAACGCAACAACCUGACGUCCUACCAUGGCGUGUGUGAGAGCCUGCAGCUGCUGCCCGAGCUCCAGCAUCUGGAUCUCAGCCAGAACAAGCUCCUGGCAGCCCCAUCCUCCUCCUGCCAGUGGCCAGCGUCCCUCCGAACAUUUAACUUGUCCGACACUGGCUUGGAUGAAGUCCUCACACCUCUGCCUCCCAGUCUGGAAGUGCUGGACAUGAGCUGCAACCACCUCCACACCGUAGACACCUCCCUCAGCUCGCUGAAGAAGCUUUUCCUGAGUCAAAACAUGCUGCAGGCUGCCCCCUCCAUCAGGAAUUACCCCGUGUUGGACACCCUCCACCUAGACAACAACUCGAUUACGGAGCUGCCGUGGGAUGAGGUGAAGCUCCUGAGGCAGCUGCGGGUCGUGGCUGCGGCUGGGAACCCCUACAACUGCUCCUGCGCGGGGGCCGGGGCGCUGCAGGCGCUGGGGGGCACGGGGAGCCUCGGGGAGGGCUGGCCCCAGGGCUACACGUGUCGCUCCCCCCCGCGCUACCAGGGCAGGCUGGUGCGGGACGUGCCGGUCUCGGUGCUGCAGUGUGACCGCGCUGCUGUGAUCGCCCCUGUCUGCGUUGUCCUGGCCCUGCUCGGCGUGGCCGGGGCUGUCUGCCUGCUCAGGUCCCGGCCCGGGCUCCUCCGGCCCUGCCGCAGGGUGUGAAGGGGAUGCGUGACCAUUGCCACCAGCGUGUCCCUGUGGGGGCUGCGCGGCCAGGAGAUCCGUGGGAAGACUCACAGGACCCCAGGUGCUGGUGGGGCGUCUCUUGGUGUCCCCAGUCCAGGCUCUGCUGUGGAGCAGGGCUGUCCC
Molecule: messenger RNA, 1706 nt
Organism: Columba livia (rock pigeon)
Lineage: Eukaryota; Metazoa; Chordata; Aves; Columbiformes; Columbidae
Gene: CD14
Product: CD14 molecule
Exons: 2
Coding region: 138-1559 (473 amino acids)
Biological process (GO): toll-like receptor 4 signaling pathway; positive regulation of cytokine production; cellular response to lipopolysaccharide
Cellular component (GO): membrane raft; lipopolysaccharide receptor complex; external side of plasma membrane
Molecular function (GO): lipopolysaccharide binding; protein binding
Source: RefSeq, a predicted model, not a curated record